Messenger RNA from Cavenderia fasciculata, 1851 nucleotides. RefSeq names its product vacuolar H+-ATPase A subunit (gene vatA). Bases 1 to 1851 code for a protein of 616 amino acids. The transcript has 3 exons. Gene Ontology annotation, molecular function: ATP binding; ATP hydrolysis activity; proton-transporting ATPase activity, rotational mechanism. Gene Ontology annotation, biological process: ATP metabolic process; proton transmembrane transport. Gene Ontology annotation, cellular component: phagocytic vesicle; proton-transporting V-type ATPase, V1 domain. NCBI's taxonomy places the organism in Eukaryota, Evosea, Eumycetozoa, Acytosteliales, Cavenderiaceae. The record is from RefSeq and is a predicted model, not a curated record.
AUGGUUCAACAAAACGGUAUGCCAUCCUUUGCUUCAACUGAAGCCGACACUGAUUUUGGUUUCAUCAGUUCAGUCUCUGGUCCAGUCGUCAUUGCCAACAAGAUGUCUGGUGCUGCUAUGUACGAAUUGGUUCGUGUAGGUAAAUCAGAACUUGUAGGUGAAAUUAUUAGAUUGGAAGAUGAUACAGCAACCAUUCAAGUAUACGAAGAAACUGCUGGUCUUACCAUUGGUGAUCCAGUACAUCGUACUCGUAAGCCAUUGACUGUAGAAUUGGGUCCAGGUAUUAUGGAUAACAUUUUCGACGGUAUUCAAAGACCAUUGAACGCCAUUGCAAAGAUUACUGAAGGUAUUUACAUUCCACGUGGUAUCAACACCCCAUCACUCGACAGAAAGAAAAAGUGGGCUUACGAACCAGCCAACAACGUCAAGGUUGGUGAUCUCGUAACUGGUGGUGACAUCUUUGGUAAGGUCGUCGAAAAUAACCUCAUUGUUCACUGGAUCAUGGUCCCACCAAAGGAAAUGGGUAAGGUCGUCGAAAUCACUGCCGCCGGUGAAUACACCCUCGAUCAAGUCCUCUUGACCAUCGAAUUCCAAGGUCAAGUCAGAAAAUUAACUAUGGUUCACAACUGGCCAGUACGUUCUGCUCGUCCAUCCAUUGAAAAGCUUCCAUGUAACUAUCCAUUGUUGACUGGUCAACGUGUUUUGGAUGCUUUGUUCCCAUGUGUCCAAGGUGGUACUUGUGCUAUUCCAGGUGCUUUUGGUUGUGGUAAGACUGUAAUUUCACAAUCUUUGUCUAAAUUCUCCAACUCUGAUGCUAUUAUCUACGUCGGAUGUGGUGAACGUGGUAAUGAGAUGGCUGAAGUAUUGAUGGAGUUCCCAGAGUUGUUCACCAAGAUUGGUGACCGUGAAGAACCAAUUAUGCAACGUACUUGUUUGGUUGCCAACACCUCCAACAUGCCAGUAGCUGCUCGUGAAGCUUCCAUCUACACUGGUAUUACUCUUGCCGAGUACUUUAGAGAUAUGGGUUACAACGUUGCUAUGAUGGCUGACUCUACCUCUCGUUGGGCUGAGGCUCUCAGAGAAAUUUCCGGUCGUCUUGCUGAAAUGCCUGCCGAUUCCGGUUACCCUGCCUACUUGGGUGCUCGUCUCGCCUCUUUCUACGAGCGUGCUGGUCGUGUCUCAUGUAUCGGUCAUCCAACCCGUACCGGUUCCGUCUCUAUUGUCGGUGCCGUCUCUCCACCAGGUGGUGAUUUUGCCGAUCCGGUAACUUCUGCCACUCUUGGUAUCGUCCAAGUUUUCUGGGGUCUCGACAAGAAGUUGGCCCAACGUAAGCAUUUCCCAUCCAUCAAUUGGCUCAUUUCCUUCUCCAAGUACAUGACCUCCCUCGACCCACAUUAUGAACAAAUGGACUCUGAAUUCGUCCCACUCCGUACCAAGGCCAAGGAAAUCUUGCAACUUGAAGAAGAUUUGUCUGAAAUCGUCCAAUUGGUCGGUAAGGACUCGCUCGGUGAAUCCGAAAAGAUCACCCUCGAAGUUGCCAAGAUCCUUCGUGAUGAUUUCCUCCAACAAAACGGUUUCACCCCAUACGAUAAGUGCUGUCCAUUCUACAAGACCGUCUGGAUGCUCCGUAAUAUGAUUACUUUCUACUCAUGUGCCCAAAAGGCCGUCGAGUCGUCCACCCCAGACCACAAGGUCACCUGGAACCAAAUCCGUCACGAAAUGUCCGACACUCUCUCCAAAAUCACUGCCAUGAAAUUCCAAGACCCAACUGAUGGUGAAGCCGCCCUCGUUGCCCACUUUACAAGAUUAAACGAAGAAAUUAUUGCCAACUUUGCCAACCGUGAUCAAUAA